Messenger RNA from Ceraceosorus bombacis, 2116 nucleotides. The record is from the annotation of a GenBank genome assembly. Lineage: Eukaryota; Fungi; Basidiomycota; Exobasidiomycetes; Ceraceosorales; Ceraceosoraceae.
AUGCCUCGUUGGGGCGACUCGCCAACCACACAACCACAAUCACAAAGUCAACCGGCAUCGCUCUCCCCCUCGCAAUCGUCUUCGGGCUCCUUUGAUUCCCCAGCAUACUAUUCUUCGCCCAGCUCGUCUCAAGUAGGUGGCAGACGAGGUGGCGGCUCCUCAGCGGCUUCUAGCAACAAUACUAGCCCGCCAAUUGCCACAAGCUCCGACACGACCUUGCCUUUUCUCCACCACUCUAGCACUCACAACCUCGCUCAAGCAGCAAAGGCUCUUUCAGCUAGCGGGGCGGUCGCCGGGUCAGCGAAUCAGCAGGAAGCUCGGUCAGCAUUGCGCUCUGCAGCAGGCGCCACUGCUGACACUCGGACGCAUAGUGCUGCAACUCCUUCUCGCAGACUCUCUCCCAACGUCAUGACGUCCAGUCACUCCAGUGCCUCUGUCGCAUACGAUGCUUCGGUAAACUCGGGCGCGGCUCACUCAGGAGUACCUUUCGUCAGAGGCGAUCACGCUGUGGGCAGUACGCCUAUCGAGCGCUCGCCUCGAUCAGGCUACUCAAGGUCUCCUCCCCAAAGCCGCAUGGCUGAACUGUCUCAAGGGCCUGGAACAGAGGACCGGACACGGUCGCGAAGUGGCAAUGGACCUGCUUCCAAAACUCGGAGAACCACUAGUCCGCUGCAAGAGACUUCAUGGGCCGAGGCAGGUCCUUCUCAUCAGCAAGAUUGGAAUGCGCGGGCUGACAGUCUAGAAAGGGCGCGUGGCACCUCGGAUGCGGCUCAAGCAGCGUCUACGGUCUCUCCGCGCGUGAACAUUCGCAACUCACCUAGACGCACGGAAGCGGUGCCGGAUGCAAUUGCGACAGAGGCUUUACGCUUGGCGCAGACUAGCCCACAGUACACGGCAAAGACGCGAAGAAGUAGCAUGAUCAGGGAGUUGCAAGGACAAUCUUUACCUGGAGGCGGGCCUGCACAGCACUUGGACCUCGCGACGUUUCCGCCACAGGACUUGUUGCGCGUGCUCGCUGCAUUGCUCAACCAGAUCGCGACUGCUAACGACGAGUUGAAACCUGGCGGUACGGGCGCUGACCGGCGGAAAGAGUCGAGGUCGAGGGGAGGCAGCAGAAGACAGGAAGGCGCAGACUCAGGCGCGGGAGGCGAUGGGAUGACAGACAGUGCGCAGAAUGGUGCUUCUCCAGCGCCCUCCACUGGCGCCUCUUCCACAACUGCCCGUGAUACGAGGCACGACUUGGCAACCGCGAAAGGUUUGGGGAUGAUGUCAGGAAGUGCGGAUAGCCAAGGCAAAGGAAGCUGGCCGCCGAUUACGACCGCAGCACUGGGUGCUUUGGGUACCCAGAGCAGCACGCUUUGUUUUCACGCACGCAAUGUGCCGAGCAUCAGCAUCGAGUCGUACUUGUUGCGCAUCCUCAAGUACUGCCCGACCACCAACGACGUUUUUCUCUCGCUUUUGGUCUACUUCGAUCGGAUGAGCAGAAUGGGAUUGGGCGCUGCGCCCGGAUCUAGUGGCUCGGGAAGUCCGGCGGGCCAAGCAGCUGGUUUGCCAGCCUUAGAUGGCGAAGAAGCCUCGAGCGGUAGUAGCGCGUUGGCUAGAGAUAAUCCAGGAUUUGCUAGUGCGCUUGCAGAACCUCAUCCUGGGAUGAAAGGCUUCGCGAUCGAUAGCUACAACGUCCAUCGUCUAGUCAUUGCGGGCGUAACGGUGGCCAGCAAAUUCUUCUCUGAUGUCUUCUACACCAAUUCUCGGUACGCCAAGGUCAGUUGUGCAGACCUUUUGAGAUCCACAGAGAUGAUUGUCCAAGGCGCGAUAUCAGAAUGCUUACGCCGUCUUUGACUUUCGAUGUCCCGCACAGGUGGGAGGUCUGCCUGUGCACGAGCUCAAUCAGCUAGAGCUGCAGUUUUUGUUGCUGAACGACUUCCAUUUGGUCAUACCUUUGGACGAGAUGCAGCGUUACGCUAACCAGCUGCUGGUGUACGGCUCGGGACAGUGGAGCCCUUCACGCGUUCGGGACCUGGCUCCGCCGGAGCAACGUGCUGUGCAGGCUGAAGAGCCUCGAAGCGCAACUUCGCCGCAGAAUACAAGCAGCGCUGCAAUGUCGACUUCCCAAUGA